This is a messenger RNA of Dracunculus medinensis (Guinea worm), 1179 nucleotides long. The record is from the annotation of a GenBank genome assembly. NCBI's taxonomy places the organism in Eukaryota, Metazoa, Nematoda, Chromadorea, Rhabditida, Dracunculidae.
AUGGAUUCGCCCAAAAAUGAGGCAACUGUAGAGGCAUAUUCUUCCAAUUCCGAUGGUAAGGAAAGUAAUAAGGGAAGCCAAAAUGAUUUAAUGGGAAAUGAUAUAAUCCAGGAAUUAGGAAUUAAAGAUUUACAUGGAAAUUUGAAAGUAGCAGUAAUUGAUUCUUCUAGUCAACUUUCAUCAACUGCUGACGAAUUUGAUGAAAAGACAAAUGCAAAUCAGAAUAUUAAUUUAAGCCAACCAUUUUCGAGAAAAGAUUCAUCGCCAGAAAGUUGGAAAACAGCAAAAAUUAAUUCUUCUCAUCUUUCAACGAAUAUUUUCGCAGAUUCUAUGAUUUUUAAAAAUGGAAACGAUGUCAUACAUCAUCAUCCAGUAUUCGUUAAAGACACAUCGAAAUAUUGGUAUAAACCAACGAUAUCAAGGGAAGAAGCAAUAAAUAUGUUGAGAGACAAACCGCCGGGCACAUUUAUAGUACGCGACAGUAAUAGUUUUCCUGGAGCAUUCGGACUUGCUCUUAAAGUUGCUACACCACCACCUGGCGUUCAUCCUGGUGACGGAACAGAAUUAGUUCGACAUUUUCUUAUUGAACCAUCGCCGAAAGGAGUUAAACUGAAAGGUUGCAAUAAUGAGCCUGUGUUUGGCACAUUAUCUGCCUUAGUUUACCAACAUUCAAUAACCCCACUCGCUCUACCAACUAAAUUACUUCUUCCCGAUUAUGAUCCCGCGACUACUCCUGAACAUAUUAGUGCUGCGCAGGCAUUGCUUCAACAAGGAGCAGCUUGUAAUGUUACAUACAUUACAUCGAUAGACACCGAAUCAUUAACGGGUCCGGAAGCAGUUCGUCGAUGCAUUAGCGAAGCUUUUGAUUUACAUAAACAAAGAAUGAUUCAACCCGUCUCCGUUCAUUUUAAGGUAUCUGCUCAAGGAGUUACGAUAACAGACAAUACUCGACGCCUUUUUUUCAGGCGGCAUUAUCCUGUUCAAUCUGUAAUUUUCGCUGGCAUUGACCCUUCCGAGCGAAGGUAUAUAUUUAAUGCCCGAAUAUUUGCAUUCGUUGCUCGUAAGGUAGCAUCACGAAGUGAUAAUGCAUGUCAUAUAUUUGCUGAGUUAGAACCUGAACAACCUGCUUCCGCUGUUGUGAAUUUUAUUACUAAAGUUAUGAUGGCAAAGAGGAAUUGA